This is a messenger RNA of Lactuca virosa, 1787 nucleotides long. The record is from the annotation of a GenBank genome assembly. NCBI's taxonomy places the organism in Eukaryota, Viridiplantae, Streptophyta, Magnoliopsida, Asterales, Asteraceae.
AUGGAAGUGGAAGAGGAAGCGCGAAGUGUAAUUUACGUUUUUCCAAGUUGGAUCUGCUUCCUUUGUGAUAGCUUUAAUCAGGUGAAAUUGGUGUUUCCCACACGAUCUACAACGGAUUCCUCAAUCAAUAACCGCGUGUUUGUUUCGUUUGCUGGUCUGGAGUGCAUAUUAGGCAUCAUCAGGGCCCUGAGGAUGGGGUCCUGCUUUUCUGUAGAAAGCAGGAGCCCUAUCCCAAAUUCUCCAACUCCAAGUCUUGGGAUUAAAAAGAAAAAGAAUUCAAAAAAAAGGCCACCUGGAUUAAGGAGUUCUUCAUUUGAUCAUAGAAGGGAAGAACAACUCCAUAGAGUUGCAGGGAGAAUGUGCUUGAAUGGUUCUAGUCAAGUUGCUUCUCUUUUUACUCAACAAGGCAAGAAAGGAACCAAUCAAGAUGCCAUGAUUGUUUGGGAGAAUUUUGGGUCAAGAACAGACACAGUGUUUUGUGGUGUAUUUGAUGGACAUGGGCCAUUAGGUCAUAAGGUUGCUAAGAGGGUGAGAGAUUCACUUCCAUUAAAGCUAAGUGCACAUUGGGAAGUUAACCUUAAAGAUAGCAAUGAUGUUCUUAAAGAGAUCAUCAUGGGAAGCCUCAACUCUGAAGGGACAUCCAUUAAUUCACCUUCACCCUUUGAAGAAACCGAUAAGAACCCUGAAAUCUUUCAAACCCUAAAGGAAUCAUUUUUGAAGGCGUUCAAAGUGAUGGAUAGAGAGUUGAGUAUGUAUGCAAAUAUUGAUUGCUUUUGCAGUGGGACAACCGCAGUCACUUUGAUCAAACAGGGUCAACAUCUUAUAAUUGGAAACAUUGGGGACUCGAGAGCUGUAUUAUGCACAAGAGACAAAGACGACUCUCGUGUUGCAGUUCAAUUGACAGUGGAUCUAAAACCAAAUCUUCCAGCGGAAGCGGAGCGUAUCCGUAAAUGUAAGGGGCGCGUGUUCGCCUUGAAGGAUGAACCCGAAGUGGCUAGGGUUUGGCUACCUAACCAUGACUCACCAGGGUUAGCCAUGGCUCGUGCUUUUGGUGAUUUUUGUCUUAAAGAUUUUGGUCUCAUUUCUGUCCCUGAAGUCUCAUAUAGACGCUUAACUGAUAAAGACGAAUUUAUUGUCUUGGCAACAGAUGGGAUUUGGGAUGUGCUUACAAAUGAAGAAGUGAUUGAAAUUGUGGCAUCAACCGAUGCACCUUCUCAAGCGGCUCAAGCCGUGGUGGAGUCAGCGGUUCGAGCCUGGAGGCAAAAGUAUCCGACUUCUAAAGUCGAUGACUGUGCGGUUGUUUGUCUUUUUCUCGGAUUGGACACGUCAGCAACAAAGCGGGACCCGGGGAAGAACGUGGAGGAAGAAGAGUCAUCAUCCACCAUGAAUGUGGAAACGGGAAAAGACUGGUCUGCCCUUGAAGGGGUGUCUCGGUUGAACACAUUACUAACCCUGCCAAGGUUCGAUGAAGAAAACCGUGAACCGGGGGACAAUGGGAAGAUUUAAGUGUGGGUAUUAUCGUCAUUUUGCGUUUUUGUCCAUGUUUUUUUCGGUUUUUUGUUUUUCAAGAUUGUAAAGGUUUCAACAACAAACAAAAAACAGCCUCAUAAGGUGUGGUCUGGUUAUUGAAGAACCCCGGCUGUUUUAGAGGGUUGGGGAUAUUGUUUAUUUUUGUUUUCUUUCGGGAGGGUAGAAUGGGAAUUUUGUGAAACCAAAUCUUGUCUUUUUUUGUUGUUUCAGGAUUGUGUGAAUUGUCAAUUAAAUGUUAUGUUGAUUAAAUUUUAUAG